AUGGCGGCCGGUUUUAUUUUGCUCCGUGUAUUACAAAUUUUGUUUACUUUAAUUUGGGUUUGUGUACUUCUUAAAGCAGACAACUAUCUUCCUGAUGGCCUGGGAUAUUGUGCAAACAAGGGUUUGUCUGUCAAACGUGUGUCAAUGCGAUGUCUUAAAGAUGAUUUUAACACGGCGUGUGAGCAACGAAAUCAGUUUGAAUUUGGUAAUCUGUUCCAGCGUUGGCUAUGUUUGAGCUUAAUCAAGUGUACAAAUCACGGGUCAGUAUGUUUACUUCUGUCGUGUAAAUCCAUCAUGGAAAUGACUAUUAAUGCUCCUAACCAUUACUUUCGACUGGAAAAAACAGUUAAAAUAAUUUAUCAGAGCAUUGAUUGCAAACUCGAAGAUGAUUUGAACAAACAAAAUACAGCUCGAAUUUGCAUAACUUAUACGCAUGAAUACGCACAAAUACAAACAUGUCGGUGUACAUUUUAUAUAAUAACACUGAAUGCUACCAAGGCUCUACGAUUAAAACUCAAACGGUGUAAAAGACCGGUUGCUUAUUAUAGCAACUCCACUGCAUCACAGAGACUAAUACUGAGUGGGGAUAUUGAACAAAACCCAGGACCAUUUCAACAAAAUGCUGUUGAGCAGAUAUCCGUAAGAAUUACUACGCGAGAGAAACGAAACCCCCCAGCUAGUCAUUACAACGGCAUAACCAUUAACACCCGCUUACUGAGACCAUUAAACCGUGUUAAUGAAAAUAUCGGCAAUUGCGGACAGCCACACUGUAUCAAAGUAUCCCAUCUCAACAUACGCUCGCUGAAAGAUCGUGGGAAAUUUCACCAGGUCAAUGAUCUUAUUUUAAGAAGUGACUUUGAUGUUUUCACAAUUUCUGAAACGUGGUUUAAUUCUACUGUUAAGAACAAAGAAUAUAGCAUUGAUGGAUAUAAACUUAUAAGAUUAGACAGGCUCAAGAAAGCUGGAGGUGGUGUAUGCGCCUAUAUCCGAAACUCUCUGAAAGUUAGGGUGCUCCGAGACAUCACGAAAACAUCCCAGUGCGGUUUCCAGCAGCUUUGGCUAAGCCUUCAACAUAAGAAACUAAAGUCACUUGUAAUUUGCGUUGCGUAUCGUCCACCAGAUACACCUGUCUCUUGUCUCAGAAAUGAACUGACCGCAGCUUACACCCAUGCAGUUAUGCUCGGCAAAGAUAUUUUAGUAGCAGGAGAUUUAAAUUGCAACUUACUCGUUGACUCCACCGAAUCUUGCGCUCUAAGAGACCUGUGUUCAACUCUAAAUCUUACGCAGCUGAUCUCAUCUCCCACAAGAGUAACUGAGACAUCGCAAACGCUUAUUGAUGUUAUACUUGCCUCCAAUGUAGACCUUGUCAAGAAAUCUGACGUUCUUAGCAUCACUAUUAGCGAUCAUUUUCUGGUUUACUCUACACUGAACCUGAAAAUGCCUCGAACAAAACCAGUCACAAUUACAACUCGUAGCUAUAAGAACUUUAAUGCAGACGCUUUUUGUAACGAUAUAUCAAAGAUCCCUUGGGAUACCGUCACGGUUUUUGACCACACUGACGAUCAGGUCUCCUGUUUCAAUAAUCUUUUUCAAGAUGUUUUAGAACAGCAUGCCCCCGUAAAAACGUUUAAAUCUAAAUAUCGCAAAUCCAAGGUGAUAACUCCUGAGAUCAGAGAUUUAAUGCGUGAACGUGAUAGAUUGCGGAAACGUGCACAUCAAAGAUCUAAUCCCCGUGACUGGGAGCGUUACAGAGGCCUACGACAAGAGGUUAAAUCGAAGAUAAUGCUGUCAGAAAUCCAGUUAGUGAAAGAUGAAAUCAGUGAGAACAAGAGUAACAAGACAUCCAUCUGGAAAACUGUCCGACAUUGCUUAAACCCAUGCGGUAAUUCAACCACCGCUUACUCACGCGACUGUACAGAGAUUGCCAACGAAUUCAAUCUGUUCUUUACAUCAGUUGGCGAAGCUGCUGCAAAACAAGCCCAGAAAUUGGCUAUAGACUACGAACUAGAAGCUGUUGCCCCUACCAAUUCUAUCAUUGAGGAAUGCGUGGAUGGCAUUGCCCCGUUUCUGUUCAAUUGCGUUACACAGGAACAAGUAAGAAACAUCAUCAUGAAUAUGCCGACAAACAAGGCUCCGGGGUAUGAUAAAGUUGGUAUGAAAGUUCUCAAGAUGUGUCUCCCUUCCAUCUUACCUGUAAUUACAGACAUGUUUAAUACAUCACUUUCAACUGCAUGUUUCCCGAAGGACUGGAAACAUGCUGAGGUAGUGGCGCAUCUAAAAGAGGGGGACCAUGAAGUAGCCGGUAAUAAUCGUCCCAUCUCUCUACUACCAGUAAUGUCAAAGGUUUUGGAAAGACUAGCACAUGACCAAUUUGUUGAUUAUCUAACAACCAACAACAUGCUCUCUGAUCACCAGAGUGGAAAUAAGAAAUGCCAUUCAACGGAAACGUUGGGAAUCCUGUUCACUAGUCAUCUUUACAGGGCUAUCGACGAGAAAAAGGUGACAGCCGUUCUUAUGUUGGACUUGAGUAAAGCAUUUGAUAGCAUUGACCAUCGGAGAUUGCUAGAUAAACUACGAAAGUUCAAUAUUCCUGAUCUAACCUUGGCUUGGUUUCAAAGCUACUUAACUGACAGAACACAAUGCGUACGUAUUCAAAACUCUCUUUCGGAUUCUUUACCAAUCAAACAUGGAGUUCCACAGGGGUCUAUCCUGGGACCCCUGUUGUUUAAUCUCUACAUAAACGACUUACCAUCAGUCUGCCAGACUUGUAACGUUGAAUCUUAU
Molecule: messenger RNA, 2784 nt
Organism: Paramuricea clavata
Lineage: Eukaryota; Metazoa; Cnidaria; Anthozoa; Malacalcyonacea; Plexauridae
Source: the annotation of a GenBank genome assembly